AUGGUCCGCCUCUCCAUCGCCUCAGUCCUCUCCCUCGGCGCCGUGGCCACACAGGCCCUAGCCGCAGGAAACUGCACCGGCGUCAACGCAAUCAGCACAAAAUGCGCCUCAAAAGAAGCCGCCCACACCCGCGACUUCUUCUACGUAGGAGGCCGCUACAUCGAGACAACCUCAGGAAACGUCACAGUCGACCAGCUCUACGUCGAAAAGCUAGUCCCCGUCACCACCAGCCACACCCGCCGCCGUCGUAGCACCGUCACAACACCAAAACCAAUCGUCUUCUUCCACGGAGGCGGAACAACAGGCGUAACAUGGCUCAACACACCCGACAACCGCCCCGGUUGGGCAACCUACUUCCUACAGCAGGGCCAUACAGUCUACCUAGUCGACAUCGCCGCCAUCGGCCGCUCGACAGAGAACAACCUCGCCAAUUUCACCAUGAUCGCCGGCACGGCGGCCGAGGGCGUGGAAAAGGGGUUCACGCACGUCGAGGCUUACAACGCAUACCCGCAAGCUAUCCUGCACACCCAGUGGCCCGGGACCGGACAAAAGGGAGACCCGACGUUUGACCAGUUCAAAAAGACGAUCCUCCCGCUAUCUACAAGCUGGGUUCCGCAGGAAUACGCUCUCCGCGCGUCAGGCUGCGAGCUUUUGUCAUUGCUGGGCGAGAAAGCGUAUCUCAUCUCGCACUCCAUCGGUGCCCGCGCCCCGAUCUUGCUGUCGAACGAUUGUCCGGAGUACAUUGCGGGAAACAUCAACCUCGAAGGCACGACCGUACCCUUCUGGUCAUUCGAGAGCCGCUCAGCGACGAACGCGUGGGGGUUGACGAACACGCCUCUCGACUACGAUCCGCCCAUCGCCAGCGCGGCUGAGCUUGAGACCGAGGUUGUCGGGAAUGAUACGGCUGCGCACCGGAGUUGUUACCGCCAGAAGGAGCCGGCGCGGCAGCUGCCCAAGAUUGCGAGCGUGCCGUAUUUGAUGGUUACGACGGAGGCGAGUGUGCAUGUUACGUAUGACCACUGUACGGUGGACUAUCUGAAGCAGGUUGGUGGGCAGCCGGAGUGGAUUAAGCUGGGGGAGAUUGGGAUUCGUGGGAACGGGCAUUUCAUGCAUUUGGAGAAGAAUAGUUUGGAGAUCGCGGCGGUGGUGAAUAAGUGGAUUCAGGAGAAGGAAGGGGCUUGA
This is a messenger RNA of Colletotrichum scovillei, 1182 nucleotides long. RefSeq lists its product as uncharacterized. The transcript has a single exon. The coding region runs from base 1 to 1182 and encodes 393 amino acids. The record is from RefSeq and is a predicted model, not a curated record. NCBI's taxonomy places the organism in Eukaryota, Fungi, Ascomycota, Sordariomycetes, Glomerellales, Glomerellaceae.